Mucor mucedo is the source of this 1037-nucleotide messenger RNA. RefSeq lists its product as uncharacterized. Gene Ontology annotation, molecular function: RNA binding. NCBI's taxonomy places the organism in Eukaryota, Fungi, Mucoromycota, Mucoromycetes, Mucorales, Mucoraceae. The record is from RefSeq and is a predicted model, not a curated record. Gene Ontology annotation, cellular component: cytoplasm; nucleus. The transcript has 3 exons. The coding region runs from base 179 to 973 and encodes 264 amino acids.
CCCGCCCACGCGCGCGCAGCCCCAAAAGCGGAACGUUAAAUAAAAAAAAAAGGUUUUUUUUCGAUAAAUUUAGAAUCAGUCAUUGUAAUUUAAGGAACCUUCCCUUUGUGUUUUUGUGAUAUCCAUCCAUCCAUCCUUUCGAUCGAGGCAUCCAUAGCAAACUAGCUCUUUUAUAGAUAUGUCCACUUACUCUAAGAACCUUUUUGACAUCCUCGGUGACGGUGAGGUCGCUCGUCCUCAACCUGUCAAGGAAGAGGCUGCCCCUGUCGUUGUUGACAAGAAGUCCGUUGGCAAGAUUAACAAGGAUGCUGCCCGUUCCGCCAAGGGUACCAACGCCAAGCGUCAACCCAAGGAAGGUCGUCAAACCAAGGAAGGUGGUCGCGCUCCCCGUCGUCAAUUCGACCGUCACUCCGGUACCGGUAUUGUUGACACUGAGAAGAAGGUCAACAAGGGUUGGGGUAAGGCUGAAAAUGCCGAAGCUGAGGCAUCCAAGGAUACCGUUGCUUCCGCCGAUCCCUCUUCUGCUGAACAAGAGGUUGCUGCUGCCCCCGUUGAGGAAGAAGAGCAAGUCAAGACUCUUGAAGAAUACCUCGCUGAAAAGGCCAACAAGUCCUUGAAGGUUUCUCUCCCCGAGGCCCGUAAGGCCAACGAUGCUGAUGAAGCUGCUUUCAAGGGUACCGUUGCUUUCGCCAAGGAAGACUUCGAGGAGUUCUAUACCUCCAAGGAAACCAAGGCCCCCAAGAAGGCUGCCGAAAAGGCCAAGAAGGAAAAGGUCCUUGUUGAAAUCGAACAGCGCUUCCAGGAGAAGGCUCGUCCCGAAUUCCGUAAGACUACCAACGAUCGUCGUGGUGGUCGCGGUGGUAACAACAACACCAAGUCCAACGGUCGUCGUGCCCCUAAGGCCAACAACGGUCCCGCUGUCAACCUCCAAGAUGUUGCCGCUUUCCCCACCCUCGGUGCUGCUUCUGCUUAAAUCACUUCAGAAAAAUAAAUAUUCCAUAUUUUUUCUAUUUAAUAAAAACACGCUUGAUACACAA